GUCAUCGUGCGUAUCUAAAACAUCUUCAAAUCUAUCUUUGACCGUCGUACUCUCUCUCUCUCCCUUUUUAAUUUUCUCUCAUCAUCACCCUUCGCCUUUUCGCCGCUGUUGCAGACUCUGCUACGACCCAAAACCAAAACACACACAAAGAACAACAACAGCCACCACCACACACCACAAACAGAGAGAGAGAGAGAGAGAGAGAGAGAGAGAGAUUAAAAAUCCUUUUUUUCUUUUUUGCCCUUCUUUCCCUGUGACAGCCACUGAGAGAAGAAAACCAUCUCUAUAAAUAUAAAAUUUUCCCAUCAUUCAUUAGCAGCAGAAAGAGAAACACACACACACACACUUAUCUUCUUCUUCCUCUGAUUCCAUUCAUCAUUCAUUAUUAUUAAACCCUUUCAUAACUCUCUCUCUACAACUCUGAUCCGACGGCUGCGAUCUUCUCGUUUCUCUAAUCGUACGGCCAGGGGUCCUUUGUCUGCCUCUUCUUCUCAACUCUUUUUCUCUCUUCUCUCUCUCUCUCUCUCUACUUCGAGGGUAGCUUCUCUGGAACACUUAAUAUGGAGUCCAAUGGUCAUGGAAGAGUAAAGAGAAAUGAUGUUGUUAAAGAAAAUGGUAAUUCCCAUUUGUCAAAUAUGGAUGAUGAACAUGAUCCUUGGACAGCAUGGGCAUACAAGCCACGCACGAUCACAAUGUUACUUAUCGGUGCUUGCUUUCUUAUUUGGGCCAGUGGAGCACUUGAUCCAGAAAGAGAUGCAUCUGGUGAUCUUGUUACUUCAGUUAAAAGGGGUGUAUGGGCAAUGAUUGCUGUUUUUCUUGCUUAUUGCCUGCUGCAAGCUCCUUCUACGGUUCUUAUUAGGCCGCAUCCUGCAAUAUGGCGCUUGGUGCACGGGAUGGCUGUUGUUUACCUUGUUGCCCUCACAUUUUUGCUUUUUCAGAAGCGUGAUGAUGCUCGACAGUUUAUGAAGUUUCUUCAUCCUGAUCUUGGUGUUGAACUUCCAGAAAGAUCUUAUGGUGCUGAUUGUCGUAUAUAUCUGCCUGAAAACCCUGGAAGCAGGUUUAAGAAUGUUUAUGAGACACUUUUUGAUGAAUUUGUUCUAGCUCAUAUUAUUGGAUGGUGGGGGAAGGCGAUAUUGAUUCGUAACCAGCCCCUUCUUUGGGUGUUAUCAAUUGGUUUUGAGCUCGUAGAGUUUACUUUUCGUCACAUGUUGCCAAAUUUCAACGAGUGCUGGUGGGACAGUAUUAUUCUUGACAUCUUGAUAUGCAAUUGGUUCGGAAUUUGGGCUGGAAUGCAUACUGUAAGAUACUUUGAUGGGAAAACAUAUAAAUGGGUUGGUCUAAGCCGCCAGCCUAAUAUAAUAGGAAAAGUGAAACGAACGUUAGGCCAAUUCACACCGGCUCAGUGGGACAAAGAUGAGUGGCAUCCACUGCUUGGACCUUGGCGUUUUAUUCAAGUGCUUAGUCUUUGUAUCGUAUUUUUGACUGUAGAGCUCAACACAUUCUUUUUGAAGUUUUGUCUCUGGAUACCUCCUCGAAAUUCAGUUGUUAUAUAUAGGUUGAUUUUGUGGUGGCUACUUGCAAUUCCAACAAUUCGUGAGUACAAUUCGUACCUUCAAGACAGAAAGCCAGUGAAGAAGGUUGGAGCAUAUUGUUGGCUCUCUCUUGCCAUUUGCAUUGUAGAACUUCUGAUAUGCAUUAAGUUUGGACACGGCUUGUAUCCUAAACCAAUGCCUUUAUGGCUGGUAAUAUUCUGGUCAUGUGUUGGAGUGGCCAUUGUUACAUUUUUGCUAUUGUGGUCUUGGCAACUCCAUCGAAGUCUAGGGAAAAAGAGGCGAUAAUUUUACUAUUGCAGCAGUGAAUUAUUCUUUGAUUCCUUCCUGAUUUUUAUGGGUAUCCCCCCAUCCAUAGCCAUACAUGGUGUAAAUACUAUCUAUCAUCCUCAUAAUUAAUUGUAAAUGUCUAAAUGAUUAUUCUCCUAGCUUAGUGUAGUGGUUCACAGUUUCUUUGGGCGGCAGGUAUUAGUUUCAGCUGGUAGAGAGGUGUACUUAUUAUUUAUGAGGCUUUUGAAUAGGUUUCCACCAUUAGUAAAUUGGCCAUUUAAUUUAUAUUCGCCUCGGAAUGAAUCAUUCUUAAACGUGUAUCCUGUUAUUUCAAUCAAAUUUUGAAUGAAGAAUGCUUUUGCUU
Abrus precatorius (Indian licorice) is the source of this 2184-nucleotide messenger RNA. Its product is annotated as CDP-diacylglycerol--serine O-phosphatidyltransferase 1. The record is from RefSeq and is a predicted model, not a curated record. The coding region runs from base 561 to 1838 and encodes 425 amino acids. The transcript has 13 exons. Gene Ontology annotation, biological process: phosphatidylserine biosynthetic process. Lineage: Eukaryota; Viridiplantae; Streptophyta; Magnoliopsida; Fabales; Fabaceae. Gene Ontology annotation, molecular function: L-serine-phosphatidylethanolamine phosphatidyltransferase activity.